AUGGUUACCAGGAAACCGGAGGAAAAAACCAAGGGCCAGGAAACCAGGAAAAAGGUCCCGAGGAAAACAAGGAAACAGGGAGGAACACCAGGGACCAGGAACCAGAAACAGGAACCAGGAGUCGGAAAAGGACGGGAACGGACCAGGAAACACCAGGGAACCAGGAACCGAGAAACCAAGGCCAGAACCAGGAGUCCGUCGAGAAACAGGACAAGGAAUACCAGGGACCAGGAACCGAAGAAACAAGAACCAGGAGUCGAGAAACAAGGGGACCGGGACCAGGAACCGAGAAACAAGGCCAGGAAUCACCAGGGACCAGGAAACCGAGAAACAAGGGCAGGAACCAGAAGCCGAGAAGCAAGGACCAGGAAUCACCAGGGACCAGGAGCCGAGAAACAAGCACCAGGAAUCACUAGGGACCAGCAACCGAGAAAAACAAGGGCCAGGAACCAGGAGUCGAGAAAACAAGGACCAGGAAUCACAGGAACCAGGAGCCGAGAAACAAGAAACAGAGACCAGAGUCCAAGAACCAUGGGCCAAGAACCACGAACCAUAGACAAGGAAACAGGAACCAAAGACCAGGAAACAGUAACUAAAGACCAGGAAACAGAGACCAUAUGGACCAAGAAACAGGAACCAAGGACCUUGGACCAAGAACCGAUAAACAAGGACCAGGAACCACGAAUCACGAACCAUGGACCAGGAACCGAGAAAUAA
Molecule: messenger RNA, 717 nt
Organism: Macrobrachium nipponense
Lineage: Eukaryota; Metazoa; Arthropoda; Malacostraca; Decapoda; Palaemonidae
Product: serine/arginine-rich splicing factor 4-like
Exons: 2
Coding region: 1-717 (238 amino acids)
Source: RefSeq, a predicted model, not a curated record